Molecule: messenger RNA, 1215 nt
Organism: Aspergillus tanneri
Lineage: Eukaryota; Fungi; Ascomycota; Eurotiomycetes; Eurotiales; Aspergillaceae
Gene: mvd1
Product: diphosphomevalonate decarboxylase MVD1
Exons: 2
Coding region: 1-1215 (404 amino acids)
Biological process (GO): isopentenyl diphosphate biosynthetic process, mevalonate pathway; isoprenoid biosynthetic process
Cellular component (GO): cytosol
Molecular function (GO): ATP binding; diphosphomevalonate decarboxylase activity
Source: RefSeq, a predicted model, not a curated record
AUGACUUCCUCGCAAGAUAACAAGGUCUUUCGCGCCACCACGACGGCUCCCGUCAAUAUUGCCGUGAUCAAAUAUUGGGGGAAAAGAGAUUCCACCCUGAAUCUGCCCACGAAUUCGUCGCUGUCCGUUACCCUGUCUCAGCGCUCUCUCCGCACUUUGACCACUGCCUCCUGCUCCGCCAAGUACCCCGCUGUGGAUGAGCUUACUCUUAAUGGGAAGCCUCAGGACAUCCAGUCUUCCAAGCGCACCCUUGCCUGUCUCUCCAACCUGCGUUCGCUCCGUCAGGCUGUAGAAGCGGCAGAUUCCUCGUUACCGAAGCUUUCUUCUCUUCCCCUGCGAAUUGUGUCGGAAAACAACUUCCCCACCGCGGCGGGUCUUGCCAGCUCCGCCGCCGGCUUUGCAGCCCUUGUUCGUGCCAUUGCAGAUCUCUACCAGCUUCCCCAGUCCCCGCGUGACCUGAGCCGUAUUGCUCGCCAGGGAUCCGGCUCUGCAUGUCGGUCACUGAUGGGCGGGUAUGUGGCUUGGCGCGCUGGCAGUCUGACAGAUGGAAGCGAUAGUCUGGCGGAGGAGGUUGCUCCCGCAUCACACUGGCCUGAAAUGCGCGCAGCCAUCUUGGUUGUUAGCGCGGAAAAGAAAGACGUCCCUAGCACCGAAGGCAUGCAAACCACUGUGGCUACGUCAACCCUCUUUGCUACCCGGGCGGCUUCCAUUGUCCCCGAACGGAUGGCUGCCAUUGAAACCGCAAUUCAAAACCGCGAUUUCCCCGCCUUCGCGGAGAUCACUAUGCAAGAUUCCAAUGGGUUCCAUGCUACCUGCCUGGACUCUUGGCCCCCGAUAUUCUACAUGAACGAUGUCUCUCGUAGCGCCGUUAGACUUGUGCAUGGUAUCAACCGUGCUGCUGGCCGUACGGUUUGUGCCUACACUUUCGAUGCCGGUCCGAACGCGGUGAUUUACUACCUAGAAAAGGACACAGAGCUCGUUGCGGGCACCAUCAAGGCUAUCUUAGGUGCAAGUGCCGAUGGCUGGGACGGACCUUUCUAUGAACCACUGAAAAACAUCACCGACCCUGGUGUCGCCCUGGACCAGCUUGAUUCCAGAACUGUGGAUGUGCUCAGAGAGGGAGUCGGCCGCGUCAUCUUGACCGGGGUUGGGGAGGGCCCGGUCAGCGUGAAUAAACAUCUGAUUAAUGAAACCGGUGAUAUCAUCUCUCUGUGA